This is a messenger RNA of Silurus meridionalis, 5639 nucleotides long. RefSeq names its product protein tyrosine phosphatase receptor type Ua (gene ptprua). The record is from RefSeq and is a predicted model, not a curated record. The transcript is spliced from 31 exons. Gene Ontology annotation, molecular function: protein binding; protein tyrosine phosphatase activity. Gene Ontology annotation, cellular component: membrane. NCBI's taxonomy places the organism in Eukaryota, Metazoa, Chordata, Actinopteri, Siluriformes, Siluridae. Gene Ontology annotation, biological process: protein dephosphorylation. Bases 233 to 4618 code for a protein of 1461 amino acids.
GGAAGGGAGAAUAAGCGCAGCUGGGAGAAACAGUAGAGGGGAGAGAGAAAAAAGAAAACUCGUUUGAUCCUGUGGUUGUGACGUCAUCCGGAGCGGCUCGGGCUCGGGAGCGCGCACAAACUCAGCAUCAGCAUCCGGCAGAAUAGCGGCGGCUGAUGGGCGCAAAGGCGCGCGACCUCUCCAGAGCGGCAUUACGCGGAUACCAAGCGCCGGGAAGGAAACCGGAAUAACAAUGAAUUACGCAGUGACUUUCCUGCUUGUUCUUGCUAUGGGGAUUUGCGGGGAGAAUCUUGAAGGGCCAACAGCAGGUUGCACGUUUGAGGAGGAUUCGAACACCGACCUGUGCGAGUACGGACAAGAACAGGAGGAUGACUUUGACUGGCAGUUGGUGCGAACCUCCAGCUGGCCCUCAGUGCCCUCUGACCUCACAUGGGGUUCCUAUAUGUUGGUGAAUUCUUCUCAGCGCAGAGCAGGCCAGCGAGCUCAGCUGUUGCUGCAUACUCUGAGUGAAAACGACACCCACUGCGUGCAGUUCAGCUACUUCCUGUACAGCCGUGAUGGACACAGUCCAGGCAGGCUCAGUGUCUAUGUACAGGUGAACGGCGGACCACAUGGAAACACGGUUUGGAACAUUUCCGGAUCGCAGGGUUUCCAAUGGCACCAGGUGGAACUGGCAGUCAGCACUUUCUGGCCCAGCGAGUACCAGAUCAUAUUUGAAGCUACGGUCUCUGAUGAGGAGAGAGGCUACAUCGGCCUGGAUGACAUCGUCCUGCUAAACUAUCCCUGCUAUAAAGUGCCACACUUCACCAGGCUCGGGGACGUGGAGGUGAACGCAGGGCAGAACGCCACCUUUCAGUGUGUGGCAAAUGGACGUGCAUCCAAACUGGAUCCCUUCACCAUGGAGAGGCAUAAUGGGCUCCUAAUGGUCCCCUAUUCACUCACAUCAUCAGUCGGUGAGCGUCGUUUGGCUGCAUGGUUUCAGAUAGAUGGAGCGCAGCGGACCGAGCAGGAUCUUUAUCGCUGUAUCACACAAUCUUCCUAUGGAGCUGCUGUAUCCAACUUUGCUGAGCUCAUUGUCAGAGUCCCACCCACUCCGAUAGCUCCACCACAACUGCUGCGCUCAGGCUCCACCUACCUGAUCAUUCAGCUCAACACAAACUCUAUAGUGGGAGACGGGCCGGUGAUCCGUCGGGAGAUAGUGUACAGGGCGAGCCAUUCUCCAUGGUCAGAGACUCACGGCGUCAACUCUCUCACUUAUAAAGUCUGGCAUCUGGAACCAGACACUGAAUACCGUAUCAGCGUUCUCCUCACACGACCUGGAGAGGGAGGAACCGGACCACCUGGACCACCUUUGGUCAGCAGAACUAAGUGUGCUGAGCCCAUGCGUCCCCUCCGUGGUCUCUCUGCGUCUGAGAUCCAGUCCCGCCAGUUGGUGCUGCAGUGGGAACCCCUGGGUUAUAACCUGACCCGAUGCCACACCUACUCCCUGUCUCUGUGCUACCGUUACUACACCGCGACAGGAAACGGGGCCGUCACUAAUAAUGCCACCGUCAGAGAGUGUCUGUCCAUGGACAGGAACAUGUCUCGCUUCACACUGCGAGACCUGCCACCGUUCCGUCCUGUACACAUCCGCCUCGCUCUGGCCAACCCCGAGGGCAAGAAGGAGAGCCGAGAGGUCACGUUUCAGACGGAGGAGGACAUUCCAGGAGGUAUAGCACCCGAGUCUCUGACCUUAACCCCACUAGACGAUAUGAUCUUUCUGAAGUGGGAGGAGCCUGUGGAGCCUAAUGGUCUGAUCACACAGUAUGAGAUCAGCUACCAGAGCAUCGAAUCCUUCGAUCCCAGCGUGAAUGUGCCUGGUCCACGCCGUACCGUCUCCAAGCUGAAGAAUGAGACAUACCACAUGUUCUCAGGCCUUCAACCUGGAACAACAUACCUGGUGUCUGUACGCGCCCGCACUGCCAAGGGCUUUGGCCAGACCACCUUAACCGAGAUCACCACAAACAUCUCAGCUCCAGCGUUUGAUUACGACGACAUCCCCUCUCCUUUAAGUGAGUCUGAGAGCACCAUCACAGUGCUGCUGCGUCCUGCUCUGGCCCGAGGAGCUCCUGUCAGCGCCUACCACGUGGUGGUGGUGGAGGAAGACGGCUCACGGCAGGUGAAAAGAAGAGAAGUUGGGCAUCACGACUGCUUUCCUUCGCCCUCGUCUCAGGGAGAGACUCAGGGCAAAGGUGUAGGUGUUCCUCCUCACUACUACACGGCCGAGCUUCCUCCCAGCAGCCUUCUCACCUCCACGCCGUUCACCGUGGGGGACAACCACACCUACAACGGCUACUGGAACUCUCCGCUGGACCCGAGCAGGAGCUACCUCAUCUAUUUACAGGCGGCGAGUAACUUCAGAGGGGAGACCCGAAUCAACUGCGUUCGUAUCGCACGAAAAGCUGCAUGUAAGGAUCAUAAGCAUGCUCUGGAGAUUUCCCAGAAUUCUGAGGACAUGGGGUUGAUACUUGGGGCUUCCGCUGGAGGACUAGUGGUCUUUGUCCUUUUGCUGGGAGCCAUUGUAAUCAUUGUGAAGAAAGGAAGGGACGUCUAUUUUUAUCCUUAUAACCCGAGAAAGAAAGUGAACAUGAACAAAGCAGCCAUGCCGUAUCGGCAAGAGAAGAAACAAAGGCUGGGUUCUCUGGAUUGCAGCACGGCCGAACAAGGCACUCUGCCGCAGGACGACCGGACCACACACACCUUCAUGGACGUGCAUAGCUGCAAUGCCAGAACUGAUCAGCGCAGCUCCGUGAACGAGUCGAGCAGCCUGCUGGGAGGUUCUCCACGACGCCACUGCUGCAGGAAGAACUCUCCGUACCACACAGGCCAGCUGCAUCCAGCUGUUCGUGUAGCUGACCUACUGCAGCACAUCAAUCAAAUGAAGAAUUCAGAGUGUUAUGGUUUCAAGCAGGAAUAUGAGAGUUUCUUUGAUGGAUGGGACAUCACUAAAAGGAAAGAUAAGACCAAAGGCAGACAUGAUACCCUUCUGGCCCAUGAUCGUCAUCAUGUGAAAAUGCACUCUCUCUUGGCUGAUCCUAACUCUGAUUAUGUCAAUGCCAACUAUAUUGAUAUUCGGAUAAACAGGGAAGGAUACCAACGCUCCAACCAUUUCAUCGCCACUCAAGGACCCAAGCAGGACAUGAUCUAUGAUUUCUGGCGGAUGGUCUGGCAGGAGAACUGCUACAGCAUUGUGAUGAUCACCAAACUGGUGGAGGUGGGACGAGUGAAAUGCUGCAAGUAUUGGCCCGAUGACAGCGAGGUAUAUGGAGACAUUAAGAUCACGCUGCUGAAGACUGAAACACUGGCUGAAUACACAGUGCGAACCUUCAGCAUGGAACGGCGCGGUUACCCGGCCAAACAUGAGGUGUGUCAGUUCCAUUUCACGUCAUGGCCAGAACACGGAGUGCCGUAUCACGCCACGGGCUUGUUGGCCUUCCUGAGACGUGUCAAAGCCUCGACACCUCCUGACACUGGACCUGUGGUUGUCCACUGCAGUAUGGGUGCUGGGCGGACGGGGUGCUACAUUGUUCUGGAUGUAAUGCUGGACAUGGCGGAGUGUGAGGGAGUGGUGGAUAUCUACAACUGCGUCAAGACGCUCUGCUCACGGCGUAUAAACAUGAUUCAGACUGAGGAGCAGUAUGUGUUUAUUCAUGACGCCAUCCUGGAGGCGUGUCUGUGCGGCGAGACGGCCAUCCCAGUCAGCGAGUUCGCUCUCACGUACAAAGACAUACUGAGGGUGGACACUCAGAGCAACACGUCUCAGCUCAAAGAGGAGUUCCAGACGCUGAACUCUGUGACGCCUCACUUGGAUGUAGAGGAGUGCAGCGUGUCCCUACUGCCCAGGAACCGAGAGAAGAACAGGAGCAUGGAUGUUCUGCCUCCUGACCGAGCCCUGGCCUUCCUCGUGACCACAGAGGUGGACGGCAGCGACUACAUCAACGCGGCACUGAUGGACAGUUUCCUUCGGCCGGCCGCCUUCGUGGUGACACCUCACCCGCUUCCCAACACAACCACAGAUUUCUGGAGGCUGGUGUUCGAUUACGGCUGCACCUCCAUCGUCAUGCUCAACCAGAUCAACCAGUCCAACUCUGCCUGGCCUUGUCUGCAAUACUGGCCUGAGACGGGAAUGCAGCAGUUCGGACCCAUGACGGUGGAGUUGCUCUCCAGGUCCACAGAUGAUGACGUGAUCACCCGGCUGUUCCGGGUCAGUAACAUCACACGGCUGCAGGAGGGUCACCUGGUGGUGCGUCACUUCCAGUUCCUGCGCUGGUCAGCUUACCGGGAUAUCCCAGACUCCAAAAAAGCCUUUCUCACGCUGCUGGCCCAAGUGCACAAGUGGCAGAGGGAGUGUGGUGAUGGACGUAUUGUAGUUCACUGCCUGAACGGAGGUGGACGCAGUGGCAUGUUCUGUGCUUGCACCAUGAUUAUGGAGAUGAUUGGGCACCACAGCAUGGUGGAUGUCUUCUACGCUGUCAAGACUCUCCGUAACUCCAAGACUAACAUGGUGGAGACUUUGGAGCAGUACCGGUUCUGUUAUGACAUGGCUUUGGAGUACCUGGACUGUCUGGAGGUCAGAUAACAGCUAAGCUAAUGCCCUGAAGAACCGCUGAAAGAGCAAGCGAGCCUUUCUGAGACCUUUAACAUCUUUUUCUUUUCCUGUACUGGUCUUUCAGACCUGGAUGGAUGAACUUUUCACCUCUUUUUUUUUUCCUGUGGUGAAACCCAGGCAGAGAUCCAGGCGUGGGAGUCACGAUCCUUUCACCUUUGUAAAAUAAUUGUUUUGUUUCAUCAGGCAAAAAAAACAAAAACAUAUACAGACUCUUCCAGGAAAUGACAUUUCCAAUAGCCUACAAGGUAACAGUUAAUUUCCUGGUCAAACUUUAUCUGGUCUGCUUUGAUUUUCAUUCCUGGAGCUCAGCCGAUCUCUGCCUUAUUAACUGAGCACGACGAACACAUCGUAUUCUAAUCCUGCCGACAGAACGGCACGACUGGAGUCACAAAAAACAUAUAUGUAGAGUGGAAGUGAUCAUAUUUUGUGCACAUGGCGAUAAGCAAAGUGCUGCUUUUCAGAAAGAACAGCCUGAAAGAACUGUAAGUAUGUAAUGUGCUGGAAAUGUGAUUAUACACCUGAUUUCUUUGUUUUUUUUAUGAGAAAUGUGGGAUCGGUUGUUGAGUCGAUCAGCGGGCAGUCCAGAAAGCGAUGCGAAUGUCAGGAGGUCUUGAGUUAAUUUAUUGAUUUGUGUAAAUAACAUGACGUAUUUUGCAGAUCCGUUUCUUAAUGUUGUCUCUGACAUGCCAGUGCAUUCGUUUUCCUGUGGCUGUGUAUUAAAACGAGGAGCGCUCAUGCAUCAGCAUGCCUGUCGUACUGUCCGUGUCCCUUCCCUCAGAUACGUCUCUAUUGGCCAUCGUGUGCAGGAUCUUUGCUUUGAUCAGGACCAGUGUAAAAAACAUUCAUGAAGAGAAGUCAGAAUGCUGUUGUGGGGGGAGAGGAGGUGAGAGAGGGAAUCAUCAGAAGAGAUGCUUUUUAAAUUUCUAUUUAUUCGUUGUGUUUUCUUUCCUGAAUAAUAUUCAUUAUGAAGAAAUAAAAUAUUAUGAUGUUG